Messenger RNA from Eleginops maclovinus (Patagonian blennie), 1464 nucleotides. RefSeq names its product heat shock protein beta-1-like. Gene Ontology annotation, biological process: protein refolding; response to heat; negative regulation of apoptotic process. Gene Ontology annotation, cellular component: cytoplasm; nucleus. The coding region runs from base 213 to 827 and encodes 204 amino acids. NCBI's taxonomy places the organism in Eukaryota, Metazoa, Chordata, Actinopteri, Perciformes, Eleginopidae. The transcript is spliced from 3 exons. The record is from RefSeq and is a predicted model, not a curated record.
UCAGUGGGGUAUAAAUGUGUGUGAGUAGAGCAUUACAGAGGCCAGUGCAGCGUUUCCUUCAGUCCUGCUGCUCACUUUCUGUUGAGGAUGAAAACACAGCAGCCCAUUGUAUAGUGCCCAGUUCCUCAAUCUGGACUUGUUCGUUAGGGUGGAACUACAGGUUUUUGCACUUUCAACAUCCUUUCCCUUCAUCCUGAGCUCGUUGUUUGGAUAUGGGGGAACAAAAUAAAGCAUUAACCCGUCCCAUUUUCCGCAGAGAUGUAAACUGGGAACCCUUCCCAAACUGGACGCAGCCGAGCCGAAUCUUUGCACAGGAUUUUGGCCUCCCUCCUUUCCUGGACCCCAGUGAUAUAGACUGGAUAGACUGGUCAAAGAAGAGGCUGGCUUCUUUCUCCUGGCCUGGGUAUGCACAAAAUCCCCUUCUGCCUCCAUUCAGCGGUCAGCACCCUGCAGCGGUGAACCCAAAGGGUCCAAAACAGGUGACAAGCGGGGUGACAGAGAUCCAGACAGGGCAGGACAGCUGGAAGAUUAACCUGGACGUCAAUCACUUCUCGCCAGAGGAGAUUACAAUCACAACGAAGGAGGGUUAUUUGCAAAUAUCAGGAAAUCAUGAAGAAAAGCAGGAUGAUCAUGGAUCUGUUUCAAGGUGCUUCACUCGGAAAUACAAGUUGCCACAGGGGGUGGACUUGCAGCACAUCACCUCUUCGCUGUCUGGUGAUGGAGUCCUGUCCAUAGAGGCCCCGGCCCCCGGGACAUCCGUCAGCAACCCAGCCAAUGAGAUUGUCAUACCUGUUCAGAUCAAACACAAGCAGGAGGGUGACAAGUGAAGUAAGCAAGAAUUGGAAACUACAAUGACAUGUAGCAGGAACUGUUGGGUGGAGCACAAAAGACACAACUUGCCCAUUAUUUACUUGAAUACCAACCGUGUUUUAUUGCUAUGGGAGACUGAUACUGUAAUGCAUUGUCACCAUACAAAUUAGAUGCAGACUCAUCAAUAUAACACAGAACCUACUCUGAAAACAAGGAGUUAUAUUUGCUUGUCAAUGCUUAUGGAAAGGAUUGGUGUGACCUUGUCUUCCUAACAACAUAGCAUCAAUUUUCUAAUAUCUUGAUUGAUUGAAAAAUAUUACCAGCUGAACUUUCGACUUUUAUAACAUAAGCAACUGUUGAGGUUAUUGCUGACAAUACUGGCCAAGAAUGGACAGUGGAAAUGGAGUAUUUAUAUCUAAACAGCUCGUGUGUAUAGUUCUGUGUAACAUGGCAAUAUAAUCAAUAAUAAAUGUAGUUAUUUGGUUUGCUUUGAACAAGAGAAACCAUGUAAAUGCUGCACUAUAGAUUAAUUGUGUGUUUGUUCUUUACAUUGUACAUUGAUGUAAUGAAUACCAUCCUAAUGAAACUGAUAUAUCAUCUUCCACAGAUGUAUUAAACAGCUUCUGUCAUAUAAAUAAAAACACAUGUACAUUU